Molecule: messenger RNA, 1713 nt
Organism: Mytilus trossulus (common blue mussel)
Lineage: Eukaryota; Metazoa; Mollusca; Bivalvia; Mytilida; Mytilidae
Exons: 1
Coding region: 1-1713 (570 amino acids)
Molecular function (GO): zinc ion binding
Source: RefSeq, a predicted model, not a curated record
AUGACAGACAACCCUGAUAUAUGCAGUAUUUGCGAUCGACGUCACAUUACUACGUCAUCAUCUGUCUGGUGUUAUGAAUGUGAACAAAGUCUAUUCAGUGAGUGUCAAGAUGUCCAUACCUAUUCAAGGUCAUCUGAGAGUCACGAUACAAUUCCAAUAUCCAGUUAUAUUUCACUGAAGCCAUCUGUUACAGUCGUGUCCACCUAUUGCACAGAACACAAUGAAAGAUUCCAGCUUUUUUGCCAAACACACGACGAACUUAUCUGUCUCACAUGUCUUAAAAGACAUUCCGAAUGUAAAGAUAUGGUUACUUUAAAGGAGAUGAUAAAAGAUAUCAAAACGUCAGAGUCAUUCCGUGAAACAAUAAGAGGAACAGAAGACGCGGAGCAUAAUUUUGAGCAAAUUGAUUGUGUGUUACAAGAAAAUUUAGAAAGUCUGAGAGAACAAAAAAAAACUGUUCUCCAAAAUAUUGCCAAUAUUCGAAUAGAAGUAAAUAAACGUCUGGAUGAUAUGCAACAAACCCUGACAAAAGAAUUUUCUAAUUCUAUAGAACAAGAAAGUAGUAAAAUCAAAGUUAAAAUGAAAAAGGUGGAGGAAAAUAAACUUAGAGUAAAAGAAGCACGAACAGUUUUGGAACAAUUAAUCAAAAAUGCAUCUGAUCUACAAACCUUUUAUAGCAUGAGACAAAUAACAAGUGAUAUUAUCAAUAUGGAAUCAUAUAUGCAAUCCAUUGUGGAAGAUGACAGCUUAGAUAAACUCAAAUUUGAUUUUACAGUUGACGAGAAAAUCAACAUGCGCAGUAUCUUAAGAAUCGAUCCAACACCAGUUCCUGCUUUUGGUUGUAUCCAGGUACUUAAAAGUCGAAGUAAAAUUUCUCUGGUUAGACAUAAAGACAUACAAGCUCAACUCGUUGGUAAACCAAGCAAUGCGUCUGCCAAUGAUAAAAAAUUUUUGAAAGUAAAACAAAUUUGUGAUUUUGAAAUCGAUGGCAAAUUUCUGUCAGGGUGUUGUAUGUUGAAGGGAGGGAAAUGGGUGUUCAGCAGUUACGAGAAAGACAAGGUUAUCAUAACUGAUUCGUGCGGAAAUUUUUUAUUCCGCGUCUGUAUGAAACCAGCUGAGAUUUCCGAUGUAGCUUAUAUCGAUGAUUCAAAUGUAGCUGUUAGCUCUUGUUCCAAGAACAAUCCGCAAAUUUGUUUAGUAGACAUAACAGAGAGGAAAACAACAAGUUAUAUUCCAUUAAGCGGGAGAUGUUUUGGGAUAUCCUAUCGAAGUGGGUCCCUGUUUGUAUGCGUUGAAGGAUUGGGAAUUCAAAAGGUUAACUUAGAGUAUCGAAAUGUUGAAACAGUUGUCAAGUGCAAACUGCCUCCGUGGUCAUAUGUAGCGUUGACCGACAACCACCUGUACUAUACAAAUACUACUUUGCACACCGUCACUUGCUCUAGUAUGGUCGGCAAGAUAGUAUGGGAAUAUCAGAAUGAAAUGUUGAAAGAACCGAGGGGUUUGGCUCUUGACGAUAGAGGAUACAUUUACAUUGCUGGAAACACAUCGUCAAAUGUUAUACUUUUGUGUUCGAAUGGACAAAAAUGUCAGCAGCUGCUCUCGAAGGAUAACGGAAUCCGAAAUCCAAGGGCACUAUAUUAUGAUAUACCUCAUAAUCAACUUUUUGUAGCUACGAAAGAAGGAAAGGUUCACAUAUUUGAGGUAUCAGAAUGA